Iphiclides podalirius (scarce swallowtail) is the source of this 198-nucleotide messenger RNA. The record is from the annotation of a GenBank genome assembly. NCBI's taxonomy places the organism in Eukaryota, Metazoa, Arthropoda, Insecta, Lepidoptera, Papilionidae.
AUGCGUAGGCGACACACGCCGCCUGAGACCGAGGCGUCGCUGCUAGAAGCGGCAGUGCAUCGGCCCCUUAGCCACCUCAUCGUUGACUCAAGACGAAGAUCAUCCGAAAACUGCAACCUACAUAACGCUGCACUCUCGGCCGUCAAGACCACCGCCCUACGUCUCUCCGUGCAGCUCUCCAGACUACAUAGCACUUUA